Messenger RNA from Exophiala aquamarina CBS 119918, 618 nucleotides. RefSeq lists its product as uncharacterized. The coding region runs from base 1 to 618 and encodes 205 amino acids. The record is from RefSeq and is a predicted model, not a curated record. The transcript has a single exon. NCBI's taxonomy places the organism in Eukaryota, Fungi, Ascomycota, Eurotiomycetes, Chaetothyriales, Herpotrichiellaceae.
AUGGACUCCAUGGCCAAGCAAACCCGGGUCCUCCGGCGCCGAGAUAAUCUUCCACCAUGGACGAUUGCGACUUUUACGAUACUAUCGGCAAUAUUUGUCAUUCUUUUGAUCGGUCUUGUGUGGAGAAAGCUGAGACUGAACAAGGCAGCAGAUAAGCAAUCCCACGCAACCCCAAACACGACUUCAGAGAUAUCUCACAAACACAGCGACUGGUUGCGCAACAAUAGCAAUGUCAUCUGGUCGACUUAUAUCGAAGAGGAUGGUCUCAAAAGCCAGUUUGCUCUAUCAAAUUCGAGACUGUUUUCCAUCGCAUCAGUAUCAACAAUCGAAGACGGGGAAUUUCCCUUCGAUACGGAGCCAUCAUCGAAACUGGUUACCACUCAAGACCCAAACAAACGCUCAGAGCCACCGAAGCUAGAACUACACUUGACAAACGAUGAAAAUACUCUUCGUAGUCGGGCAGCCCAUGAUCAAGACCUCACUCCGACUCCAAACUCUCCGAUGUCACGCGAUGUCAUCGCCUCACCCAGCAUAGCCUCACCAGCAUCUUUGCUGACGCAAGGGCUCACAAGCAAAGUCUUUCAAUGUCAAAAGCCUUACAUACGAGUUGAAAUAUGA